Penicillium angulare is the source of this 1113-nucleotide messenger RNA. Its product is annotated as mRNA splicing protein PRP18. The transcript has 2 exons. Gene Ontology annotation, biological process: RNA splicing; generation of catalytic spliceosome for second transesterification step. NCBI's taxonomy places the organism in Eukaryota, Fungi, Ascomycota, Eurotiomycetes, Eurotiales, Aspergillaceae. The record is from RefSeq and is a predicted model, not a curated record. Bases 1 to 1113 code for a protein of 370 amino acids. Gene Ontology annotation, cellular component: U5 snRNP; U4/U6 x U5 tri-snRNP complex; U2-type post-spliceosomal complex.
AUGGAUUUCGCCGCCUUGAUGUCCAAGGAGAUCUCGAAAGCCAAAGGCAGUGACUCUACCUCGCCCUCGGGAGCCCACAAAGACACAUCUUCCCCGAAAGAGCCUACGAAGAAAUAUUUGCGCCGAGGAGAAGUUGAGGCAGCGCGCAUAGCAGCUUACGAGGAGGAGCAAGAACGUCUACGCAAAGAACGAGAUGAGAAGCAGACCAAGAAGCGCAAACUUGAGGAGGAAGAGGCAGAUCGACGACGCGAGCGGGAAGAAAAGAAGCAAAAAAUGGCGGAGGAGUCUCAAAAACGAAGAGAGCAAGAGGAGGAAACCAAAGAGCGUGAACGACGACGAAGACUUGGACUACCGGAUCUACCUACAAAAGGCGAAGGCGAGGGGACCCCCGAUGAAGAUGCUGAGAAGGAUAUGGAAGAAGAUGAACUUAUUGAGAAGCUUCGGGAGCUUGAUGAGCCUAUUCGGUUGUUCGGAGAAAACCAUCGGGCGAGACUACGACGUUAUUAUCGAAUUGUCAAGCGAGCUGCUACGAGGCAGAAAAUUACCGAUGGGCCGAUUCCUACGACUUUAGAACCUGUCCCAGGUGGUGAGAUGAUUAUUGCUGCUACAAUUCCGAAGGAGGAAGCUGGUCGGCUCUUCCUCUUCCGUCAGUUGGCAUCUUAUUUUAAUAUGGUGCUUUCUGAGUGGGAGGUUGCUCUGGCAAAGCGAGAUGUGUCUGUGCGACAAAGCUUCCAGGGAAAGCAAGCGUAUAAUGCCAUGGCUCAGUCUCGAGAGAACAUGACGCCACUGUUUCGACGCUUUGAGAAAGCAGAUCUGGAAGACGGCCUGUUGGAUCCUAUUGUGGAGAUUGUGCAUAAGGCGCAGAAACGUCGAUACGUUGAUGCCAAUGAUGCUUAUCUUCGUGUUAGUAUUGGUAAAGCUGCUUGGCCCAUUGGUGUGACCAUGGUUGGUAUUCACGAGCGUUCUGCGCGUGAAAAGCUGCACCAGAGUGAUCAGCAAGCUCAUAUUUUGAGUGAUGAAAUUACUCGAAAGUACCUUCAGAGUAUCAAGCGCUGCCUGAGUUUCGCCCAAGUGCGUUGGCCUCCAGAGGAUCUGCUGCAGAUCAUGGGCUAA